Messenger RNA from Haplochromis burtoni (Burton's mouthbrooder), 3833 nucleotides. Its product is annotated as type I phosphatidylinositol 4,5-bisphosphate 4-phosphatase-B. Gene Ontology annotation, molecular function: phosphatidylinositol-4,5-bisphosphate 4-phosphatase activity. The transcript is spliced from 7 exons. The record is from RefSeq and is a predicted model, not a curated record. The coding region runs from base 242 to 1033 and encodes 263 amino acids. Lineage: Eukaryota; Metazoa; Chordata; Actinopteri; Cichliformes; Cichlidae. Gene Ontology annotation, biological process: phosphatidylinositol dephosphorylation. Gene Ontology annotation, cellular component: plasma membrane; lysosomal membrane; late endosome membrane.
UUCCUGACUCCUUGAAUCAUGUGACAGAUGUUUUUGUUGUAUCGUUUCCGCGUUUAGUGAGUGUUUUCGCCGCGUCAUGUGGCUGUCAGUAACCCAAACCUCUAGCAGGGUCAGGAGUUGAAAGCCUCACACCGACUCCUCCAAACAAAUCUUUACCGGAGGUCCGAGGAGUCUCCCAGCCGCCGCAGAUACACUUCCCGCGGUGCGUUGUUGGAAGAAAGGCUUGGGUCCGGAGGGAGCGAUGGCAGACGGGGAACGGUCACCGCUGCUGCCCGAUCAGCACGACGGGACCAACGGCUUCUCUCCCGGUACAAGCUCGCACGGAUAUCUACCGAAACCUCAGAGUUUUGCUCCGUUCCCCAGCUCAGUGGCACCAGGCGAGCCUCCACCCCCGUACUCCCCACAAGGCAGCCCAGACAGCAGCAGUGCUCCGGUCAUCAGCUGCCGGGUUUGUCAGACCUCCAUAUCUGUGGAGGGCAAGACGCACCAGCAUGUGGUGAAGUGCAACAUCUGCAAUGAAGCUACGCCCAUUAAGAAUGCUCCUGUUGGAAAGAAGUAUGUCCGCUGUCCUUGCAACUGUCUGCUGAUCUGCAAAGUGACGUCGCAGAAGAUCGCCUGUCCAAGACCGUACUGUAAACGCAUCAUCAACCUAGGUCCAGUCCACAUUGGAGGGGACAGUCCUGAACCGCGGCGUCAGCCUGUUGGCAUCAGAGUCAUCUGUGGACACUGCUCCAACACAUUCCUGUGGACAGAGUUUUCAGCCCGCACUUUAGCUCGAUGUCCCCACUGCCGAAAAGUCUCUUCUAUUGGUUGGCGGUACCCCAGAAGGAGGAGCCUGCUAUGCUUCCUGCUGUUUUUAAUCCUCGCCGUCUCCACCGCAGGACUUUUGGCCGGCACCUGGAAGCCCGCCAAGAGCUCAAAAGGGAUCUACGUGUCAUGGGUGCUCCUGCUCCUGCUCACUUUGUUCACCAUGGCCAGAACAAUCUACUGGAAGUGUCUAAAAAUUAGCGAACCCUUAUCCAAUGUCACAUAGAGGGAGAAAGAGGGUGAGGAAGGUGAGGAGGCUGGUGUAUGAGGAGGAGACAUUUAAAAUAAGAAAGUAAAGCGUUAGAUCUCAAGUGAGGAAAACGGUAAGUCCUGACAUCAACGAGGGAAGAAAAGAUGGGGGAACAGUAGAUAUAAAGAAGGAAGGUUAAAGAAGAAAAGGUUUUUUAACAUGUUAAAAACAUCAAGUUCCUACAAAAUUGGGUUAGAAAAUAUAAACAUACACAGAGGCAAAAUUCACAUAAUUCAGUUAAAUUGCAGAGCUGCAUGUGAUUGUGACUGUGAUUUUUGAGAGAUCCGUACAUUUUAAGCAACAGUAGAUAAGGACACUCCUAGAGUGCAGUACUCCACCAAGGGCAAUACUUUAUCUUGGAGUUUAAAAAUAAAAGUAAUGUAAAGUUUUAAAGGUUCCUUCUUUUGCCAUUCCUGUACUGCUCUGCCAACAGCAAUGACAAUCUCUGUUUAAAAAAAAGACUUCUAGAACAUCUAGGCGUUAAUUCAAACAUGAGGCUGAACUUUUGCGCAGAUUACCAUGUUUUCCACUGAAGAGGUCCUUCAUUGUUUGCCAAGACCAUAAGCAUGAUUAUGGAAAUCAAAAAUGUAUUCACUUUGUUAUUCCUGACUAAAAUGUCUCAAGUAAAUGAAACCCCAAAUAACCGAUCUGGUUAAAGAGAAUAUUCUAUUUGCCUAAAACGCUUGUGGAUGGUAGCCAAAAAGAUCCUCUAUGCAAGAGAAAAAAACCCUAAAAUACAAUGUGGACUGAAGGGGGUGUUUUAAUUAUAAGAAUAGUAGUAAUCAGACUGGGUAGAUCAGGCAGAAUAAUUUAGUAGUUAACUUUUUUUGCCAGCAAACAACAACAACAAACGUUCCCAAAUUUGCUUUUAAAUUGAUCCAAAAUGGAGCAGAACCAGUAGAUGCUUCUCUUAUUAAAGGACUAGUGUGAUAUUUUAAGUGAGACUGUGCACUUUGAAAAUUGGGCAAGAAGACUGAUAUUGCUCAUGUCUGUGUGAUAAAUAAGAAUUUACAAUGAGCAUAUCUUACUUUACCGUAGCAUAGCUUUGUGUAAAUGUAAAUGAAAUGCUGAAAAAGAUUAAAUUAAAAGUUGAUGUUGUGCAGGGUAUUAAGUGUAGGAUUAUUUGUUUACUAUGAUUUUUUUGGUAGCCUUGCAUAUAGCCGAGCUAGCUGUUUGCGUGUGUUUCCUGUCUUUAUGCUAAGCUAGAGCUAGCCAAGCUAUUUUUUUUCUUUAUUUGAAGCACUGACAGGAGACUGGCAUCGAUCAACAGCAAAUUAUUCUGUUUAAGGCCCCAGUCACACAGGAUGGCACACCAGUUGGCAGCCACCUGGCAAUGACUGGCCCAAAAGGAGUUGGCAAGUGGUUGCUGGAGGUUGCUUAGUGAAAUUUAUGCUGUGUUAUCUACUCCACUAGUGUUAGUGGAACUUGCAAAAGUGCAACACACUCCAGAAAGAGGCCUUGCACUGUCAAAAUAGAAGUUGUGGCUUUUGAAACAUAUUUGUUUCAGUGCUAAGCUUUUACUUUGAAGGGGAAAGGUCUCUGUUUUUGGGGUGUCAUACGUUCGCAUGGUUCACGAAUGCUUGUCAAGUAGUUUAUGAGAUUUUGCGGAAGUCAAUCUCUCCCGGGUAUACUAGAGGAAACUGCAGUGAUCUGUUAGUAGCCACUAGGAGAUUUUUGGUCCAGCAGCCUGUUUGCGACUGAUUUCACCCAGCACCUCCAGGACAGGAGGUUGCCGGGGGGGGGUGACAGACUGGUCUGUAGGCCUAUGUGACAGAGGCCUAAACAAAUUAAAGAUGACGAAUUAUGCACAAUGAAUGAAAGUCUCAAAGCAAACAGUUUUUUAUAAUGUUUCAAUGUUUAAUAACAAAUCCACGACCAAACUAUGAGAAGUACUUAAAGGACCUUAAUUACAACAUAAAGGCAGAUGGCAUCCGAAGGAACCAUGUGGAUUAAUCAUUAAAUUUAAACUUUUAAAUGUGUUUGCUGAGGGACAAAUUAUGGUGUGAGUUAAAAUUGUAUGUAAAAAGUGCUUUUAAUGCAUACAAAUGAAAUUAUGGAACAAGCAAACCAGUGGAGACUGAUAUGAAGAGGGAAGUUAAGUUGUAGCUAAUAAAGGCUUCACAUGAGGAAAUGAUUAUGGAGGGGCAUUAACAUGAGAUUAAAUAGCAUAUGUUUCCUUUUAUUUUUUUGUCAUGUUGUGUAGUAGCACAUCAGCAUUCUUAUCAGAUCUUAGACAGGGUGUUUGGGGCAUUUGAUGUGAUUUUUUUUUUUCUGUAUUUGUUUUAACACCAGCUUUAUUUUGUAAUGAUUCAUGUCAGAGAAACUCAAAGUUUUUGUUUGAUGAAAGGAUGGCAUGUUUGAAUUUGACAGAGCUUUGAUAUGUGUGUACUGUUCAUAUUCUUCAAAGUUGUCUUUGAAUCACAGGUUUAAAACACUUGAUCCACACGCAGGUUAUUUUAUUUAUUUAUCUGUUUUAUUUGAAUCAAACUACUUUCUCUGACAUUCUAGUAGAACCUGUUAGAGUGUCCGUUUCUCCGUGGAAGUGCAAAUAUAUCCAGUGGAUGUUGAUUAUUUUAGACUGUACAGAAUUGUCAAAGCUGUCUCUUCCCCCUCAUGGCUGAUUAAUGUAAGUACCUGCUGACUGUGAAACAUGUUGCACUACAUUGUACAGAUGAGCAACUCCUGUAUCUUUGUGUCAAUGUUAUCCUGGUGGAUGGAGUUGUUUUGUUUUUGGGUGGGGGGGGAUGCAAAACUAAGUAAUACUUUUAACAACUUC